AUGGAACCAGGAACUUCUUCUUACAAGAUUAUAUUGGGUUCUUCCUCCAUCGCACGCCGCAAGAUUUUGUCCGAAAUGGGAUACCAAUUCACAUUAAUGACGGCAGAUAUUGAUGAAAAGAGCAUCCGAAAAGAUACUCCAGAAGAGUUAGUUAUGGCUCUUGCUGAAGCCAAGGCCAAUGCCAUUAUUUCCAAACUUCAAACUACCGGUAAUCAAGAGAGAGUUGAUGAACCGACGCUUUUAAUUGCUGCUGACACAGCAGAAGCCAUCUUACAGAGGCUCCCUGUUGGUGACUAUUUAAAGGAUGCCGAGCCAACUUUAUUAAUCACUUCUGACCAAGUGGUGGUCUAUGAAGGUGUGAUUAGGGAAAAGCCAUCUAGCAAACAAGAAGCUCGACAAUUCUUGAAAGAUUAUUCUGGAAGGAAAGCAGCAACCGUGGGAUCUGUAUUAGUUACUAAUCUUAAAACAGGAUUGAGAAAAGGAGACUCAGAUCGUGUUGAGAUCUAUUUCAAUGAAAUACCUGAUGAAAUCAUUGAGAAGCUGGUUGAUGAGGGAAUUACUCUCAACGUUGCUGGAGGGCUAAUAAUAGAGCAUCCUUUAAUAUUUCCAUAUGUCAAAGAUGUGGUAGGCACAACUGAUAGUGUGAUGGGGCUUCCCAAAGAUCUGACUGAAAAACUCUUAAACGCAGUCCUAUAA
This is a messenger RNA of Vicia faba (fava bean), 696 nucleotides long. Lineage: Eukaryota; Viridiplantae; Streptophyta; Magnoliopsida; Fabales; Fabaceae. The record is from the annotation of a GenBank genome assembly.